Lotus japonicus is the source of this 1039-nucleotide messenger RNA. Its product is annotated as protein SPEAR1-like. The record is from RefSeq and is a predicted model, not a curated record. Gene Ontology annotation, molecular function: DNA-binding transcription factor activity. The transcript has 5 exons. Bases 225 to 800 code for a protein of 191 amino acids. Lineage: Eukaryota; Viridiplantae; Streptophyta; Magnoliopsida; Fabales; Fabaceae.
UAGAGGAGGAGAGAUAAAGAGCAUAGAAUCUAGGCGUAUAUAUAUAACUUAAGAUUGAAAUCUACACACAAUCUGAUCCAGCGAUGCAAUUAUUCUUAUUAUUUUGCUAGCUAGAAGAAGCUGCUUAAAAGAGCAUUGGAUCUCUCUGAUUUCCCUGGAAGUGGAAGCAGUUCUUCCGGGAUUUGCAAAAACCUCAAGAAAGAUUUAGAGAGAGAAGGAGCAAAAUGGGUAGCAGUUAUUUUGGAGAGCCAAACAUGGGAAAUAAUGAAAGAGUGAGUGGAUCUUCUUCAAGGAAAGGGAAGAAGAACAAUCAAGACAAGCCAAAGCAACCGCAAAGAGGACUUGGUGUUGCUCAAUUGGAGAAAAUCAGGUUACAUGGUCAAAUGGCCUAUGGCUUUCAUCCUCUUCAUCAGGGUUCUUUUCCUUCAAAUCUUAACAAUGAAGAUCCAAGAGUGCAAACACCAUAUUCAUCCUCAAUACCAUCAUCAUCAUUUUCUUACUCAUCAUCAUCCACAUCAUACUCAGCUUCACAUGGCUUCCAACCCAACCUUGUGAUUGGCCUACCUGAAUACGAGAGAUCAAGCAUGGGAUAUGGAGUUUCUCAGCCAACUAGUACAACAAGAUGGGAACAGGCCAAUACCAUUGCUCAACCCAACACAACUAGACCCUUACUUAACCUAUAUGAUUCAACACACAUAAAGACCACUGAAUACAGAAGUGGUUCCGCAGGCUCAAGCAGUCAUUACUCUGAAUCAAGUGACACUCAAGAGCCAGAUUUGGAGCUAAGAUUAUCUCUUUGAUCUUUCCAUUUGGAAGAGUGGUGUGAUUCUUGUAACUGCAAUGCUUUUAUUUACAAGUGAGAAUUGCAAUAGAACAAUGAACAAGCAGCCAAGGUGUUUGUUUGUUUUAAAGUUUCAUCCGGAGAUCACAACUCUUGUGUAAUGGAAGAUAGAUUAUUGACACUUUGCAUACAAAAUAAUGCAAAUUAAACUUUCUCCUUUAACGUAAAUUGUAUCAAAGAAAAGAGGAGUUAUUGUUA